Anolis carolinensis (green anole) is the source of this 6478-nucleotide messenger RNA. RefSeq names its product suppressor APC domain containing 1 (gene sapcd1). The record is from RefSeq and is a predicted model, not a curated record. The coding region runs from base 432 to 1478 and encodes 348 amino acids. The transcript is spliced from 6 exons. NCBI's taxonomy places the organism in Eukaryota, Metazoa, Chordata, Lepidosauria, Squamata, Anolidae.
CUCCCCCUGCCUGGACCAGCUUGGCCAAUCUCCCUCGAUCAGAGAAUCCAACUCGGACAAACGAGAGAGACCUCAGCAAAGAGCACCAGAGCAGCCCUGGCCGCACAGCCGCCAGACAGAGAGACCCGGCCAUCCUCCUUUCGCCUCAUGUCCAGGCCUUUGACUUUGACCCAGUAGCCCAGUCCCCUCCCAGAGCAGCCCUGGUGUCCCAGUUCGCCUCUAAGGCUCCCCCAUCCAACCCUGACCAAGAGGUCUUGACUUUCACUGCGCUGCUGCUUCAUUAGUGCUUGGGCAGCCAGUCCAGCUUUCUCCACUACUCUCUCCUAACUCCCUUACUGGAGAAACUUGGGGCAUCCUGACUUCCAAAUCCCUACAGAUCUCAAAGAAUCCAUCUUUCAUUGCCAAGAUACCCCUUGAAGCCCCUCUUUCCAAUGACUUCUGGGGGCCUGGUGACCUCAUCCCUUCCCUCCACCCCAGAAGACCCCCCUCCCGUCCGGGGCACACGCCUGCCUCGUCCUUUUCUCCGCAGCCUCCGGACCCUCUUCGAAAUCUUGGAUGACCAGCGGAGCGGGACUGUCCACAUCUCAGAAAUCGAGAGCCGGUGGGGACGAAGGGACUCCGGUGUGACCCCUCACGGAGACAAAGAGAGAUGCCAGCUCCCAUCCGGGGUGCUCCAAGCCCUCCAGCAGGUGGCAGAGCCCUGCGGGGGGUAUUUAAGCUUCCCCCGCCUGGUGGCCGGCUUGAGAAUUGCCCUCCUUCGGGCCGAAGAAGAGGAGGAAGAAGCUGAGAAGGCCGCCGGAGAAGGGACCAGAGGUGGGCAGACAGAAAGGGGACGCAGCACCUCGCAGUCCAUGAAGAACCUGAGUCGGAUACGAGAAUCAGAAGGGAAGGGCGUCACUCGAUCCCGUAGCAUCAACAGCUCCCUGUGCCAAGCUGGACGACGCAGGAGCAUCCGAAACCCCAAGGAGACCCGCAGACACACCAUUUCCAAUGCCAUGGAAUAUGAUAUGCUGAAGCGGAUGCAAGAGCUGGAACGAGAGCGGGACGCUUUGUUGCAUGGUUUGGAAAUGGUAGAUCGGGUGCGGGACUGGUUUCAGCACCAUCUCCUGGAGUCUCAGAGGCGCCAGAAGCACAUGGGAGCAGAGGCAAACUAUUUCUCUGACCCGUACUCCACCCAGAGCUGCCUGCUGCUGGCCAGGAUCCAGGAAGUGAACCUGUGCUUGAAAAACCUGCUCACUUCUCCCGGAAAGCCUGAUGCUCCAUCCAGUGGCUUGGGGGUUUAUCCGCCAGGAAAGAAGGAAUUUCACCAGCAAGCAGUCACUGUCCUGAAGGAACAAAAUCACCUGCUUAUCAAGGAAGUCUCUGAGAAAAGCGACCGCAUUGCCCAGCUGGAGCAAGAGAAAGCAGCCCUUUACAAGCAACUGAAGGAGAGCCGGGGCUACCGACUACCAAGCCAUAAGGAGUCCACCUUUAUCUGACCCAUGGGUCACUGAUCGUAGACUGUGAACAGGGUGAAAUCACCUUCUUUUGUAUCCGCAUUGCCUGUGACAUCACCUCCUUCUCAGAGCCCAAGGCAAAGGACACAUUUUUGGGGGGGAAACUUUCUGGCUUGGAAAAUUGGAAAAUGUCACUGCAUUUGCCUCUAGUGGCAAUUGCUCCUCUAUGCAGUAACCCAGUUCUUCAGUGAAACUGAAUACAUCACCUGUUAAGAAAGCGUGAAUGUAGACUUAAUAUGUGUCUCUACCCACUGUGUUUGCAUAGUUGCAAAUUCAGCCUGGGAGAUCUUUGGAGAUGGUGGUCAUGGCUAGUGUGGAAACCUGGGAACAAAGGACCAUUGCAAGGCAUGGAAAUGAGCAGAUGGAAAAGAUCUGGUUGGCAAAAGAAAGCCAUACUACUUUGGAACAACGGAGGGUGGGAAUGGUAUUGUUUCCUGACUUCCUCAACAUGGACCAAUAUGUUUUUACUUCAGAUGCAAGUCUUCAGGUUUUUUCCUUUUUAAUUUGGGUUGCUGAGCUAAAAUGGAUGAUUUCUCAUUCUGUAACAAGGCGUGAUGCAGGAUUCCACGAUUUCCCCCUUGUGACAUCUUCAAAUACUAUCAGCUCUCCACAUUAGUGGGUUUCACUUUUACAGAUGUGAUUAUUUCCAGAUUUGAUUAAAGUGUUCUCUCUAGGAAACUCAAGAUCCCCCAAUGUGACUUUUUCCAGAAAUUGAUCACACGUGGAGACAUGGAGUUUCUUAGUGGGAACAGAUCUCUAGAAAACUCUAGAGCAGUGGUUCUCAACCUUCCUAAGGCUGCGACUCCUUAAUACAGUUGAUCAUGUUGUGGUGACCCCCAACCAUAAAAUUAUUUUCAUUGCUCCUUCGUAACUGUAAUUUUGCUACUGUUAUGAACCGUAAUGUAAAUAUCUGAUAUCCAGGAUGUAUAUUCAUUCACUGGAUCAAAUUUCGCACAAAUACCCGGUACACCAAAUUUGAAUACUGGUGGGCUUGGGGAUGGAUUGAUUUUGUCAUUUGGGAGUUGUAGUUGCUGGGAUUUAUAGUCCACCUACAGUCAAAGAGCAUUCUGAACUCCACCAAUGAUGGAAUUGAACCAAAUUUGGCACACAGCACUCCCAUGACCAACAGAAAAUACUGGAAUGGUUUCUUGGGCAUUGACCUUGAGUUUUGGAGUUGUAGUUCACCUUCAUCCAGAGAGCACUGUGGACUUAAAUAAUGAUGGAUCUGGACCAAAUUAAGACCAUCAGAAAUAUGUGUUUUCUGAUGGUCUUUGGUGAUCCCUCUGACACCCCCUCGAGACCUCCCCAGGCGUCCCGACCCCCAGGUUGAAAACCACUGCUCUAGAUCUUCCAGUGCAAUUCUCUGAUCGGCUUCUGACAGAAAAUAGCCAUAAAGUUGUGCUGGAGAACAUGGCAGUUUUUAUAGAGGCAUUCUUUGAAGUUACAAAAAAGUAUUUUUUAAAUUUAGUUUUUCACAUCUGUGGAGGUCCUGUGCCCCAAUCCUAGUGAAUGUGGAGAGUGGACUGUAUAUUCACCUUCCCUUGUGUAUUGUGUUCUAUAUGUCCUGGUAUAUCAUUUUCUGUUUUCACAUCAACACCAACCCCACCGACCUUAUUUCAAGCCUUAGGUAUGGGAAUUCUCUUCUAGGCUGCUACAGUGUGUGACCUUACCUAAAAAUGUUGUUUAGCUUUUGUUGCAGUGUGUCUUCAGAUAAUUUCUGACUUAUGGCAACUCAAAGGUGAACCUAUAACAAGGUUUCUUCGACAAGAUUUGUUCAGUGGAGGCUUGCCUUUGCCUUCCUCUGGGGCUGAGAGUGUAUGACUUACCCAAGGCCACUGAAGGAGUUUCCAUGGCCAAGCAGGGAUUCAAACCUUGUCUUCUAGAGUCCUAGCCCAAACCUCAAACCACUAUUCCUUUAGUGUUACUUCAUAUCUGAAAAUCAUGUCACUACUUCUUCUGCACAUCAAGUCAGUGAGGUAGGGUUUUUUAUCGUGUCAGAAGUGACUUGAGAACAUACUGCAAGUCUCUUCUGGUGUGAGAGAAUUGGCUGUCUACAGAGACGUUGCCCAGGUGAUGCCUGCAAGUUGCUUCUGGUGUGAGAGAACUGGCCGUCUACAGAGACGUCGCCCAGGGGACACCUGGAUGUGUUACCAUCGUGCGCAGAGGCUUCUCUCAUGUCCCCGCAAGGUAGAGCUUACAGGUGGAAGCUCACCUCAUCUUGUGGAUUCGAAACGGCAACCUUCAGGUGAGCAACCCAACCUUCAGGUCAGCAGUCCAGCCAGCACAAGGGCUUAACCCAUUGAACCACCACGGCUCAAAUUAAGUGAGGUAAUUGUUCUCUUACUCAGGAAAACAUAACUCACGGAGCAAAAAUUUGAAACUUUGUUGUCAUGCUCAGUUACUUAUGGAAGCUCUGCUUUCCCCAUUUUUUGGAGAAAAAAGUAUCUAGGACAUUAUGUCCAUUCCAAAGACUCAUUAGAUUAAUGUUGCAUGCACACCCAUGAACCCUGACAGCGUUCUGCCUCUUCUAAUUUGAUUUGAUGCCAUCCUGCUGCUUUGUCCUCUCUUUGAUCUUCUCUUUGAAGUGAUGGCUUCCGUAUUAAUCAGGCCGUUCCUGUUGUAUUAUUUUUGAGGAUCCCCAGUCAAUGAAAAAGCAAUAACCAUGACAAUGAGAAAAUGGAACAGCGCGACUCCUUGCAUUUGUGGCUGCAAUUUGAAGACCAAAACCUGAAGUCUGUUACCACUCAAAGUAGUACUUUGAGAGCUCCAGCUAAGAUGAUUAGUAAGCAUGUUAGAAAACUGGCUAAGACAAAAAUGGUUGGCUCCCUAUAUGAUCAGGGACAUUCAUGAUAUUUGCAUGUCUGAGGCAAGGAACAAGGCAGUGUUUACUUCUGCUUCAUUCACAGAACCUGGGCAAAGAGAUUAGUUUAGAGCAGACAUGGGCAAACUUUGGCCCUCCAGGUGUUUUGGACUUCAACUCCCACAAUUCCUAACAGCCUACCGGCUGUUAGGAAUUGUGGGAGUUGAAGUCCAAUACACCUGGAGGGCCAAGGUUUGCCCAUGCCUGGUUUAUAGGAUGGAAGGCAGAGGUGUGGCUUGCAUAGCACUAUCUUCAAAAUGAUGGUAGUUGGGAUCUAGAGGAAUAGCUGGCCCAUGGUGCCCCUUAGAUAUCUGCUGUCUGAGCCAGUUGCUUCAUAAAAUCAUAGAAGUGGAUGAGACUCCAAGGACCAUCUAUUCCAAUCCUGCCAUACAAAAAUGCAGAAUCCUAACUCAGGAACUACAGGAAAGGAGAUUCCACCUGAACAUUAGGAAGAACUUCCUAACUGUGAGAGCUGUUCAGCCUCGGAGUGUGGUGGAGGCUCUUUCUGUGGAGGCUUUGAAACAGAGGCUGGAUGGCCAUCUGUCGGGGGUGCUUUGAAUGCGAUUUUCCUGCUUCUUGGCAGGGGGUUGGACUGGAUGGCCCACGAGGUUUCUUCCAACUCUGAUUCUAUGAACACACCCAACAAAUGACUUCCAGAAAAGGAGACCACCACACUCCCAGACAGCUGCCUAUUCUGCUGCCAAACAGCUCUACCUGUCAAAAGGUUGUUCCUAAUGUUUCAUUGGAAUCUCUUUCCCUGAUGUUUAAAUCCAUUGCUUCAACAUAAGGAGAAAAUAUCUUCAAUAUGACAUUCCUUCAAAUAUUUAAGUAUGGCUAUCAUCCCCCUCUUAACCUCCUCUUCUUCAGGCAAAACAUACUCAGUUCUCUAUGCUGCUCCUCAUAGGGUUUGGCUUUGAGACUUUUUACCAUUUCAUUUCUCCUCUGGACACCUUCCAGCUUGUCAAUAUCCUUCUUGAAUUGUAGAGCCCAGAACUGGACACAAUAUUACUCCAUGUGACAUAUGGCCAAAAUAUAACAGCGUGGUACUUUACUUCCCUCUUCUAGACACUAUGCUCCUAUUGAUGCAGUCUAGAACUGGGUUGCUGUGAGUUUUCCAGGCUGUAUGUCCAUGUUCUAGAAGCAUCCUGAUGUUUCACCCACAUCUAUGGCAUGCAUCCUCAGAGGUUGUUGGAAACUAGGCAAGUGGGGUUUAUCUAUCUAUGAAAGGUCCAGGGUAGGAGAAAGAACUCUUGUCUGUUGGAGGCACGUGUGAAUGCUGCAAUUAAUCACCUUAAUUAGCAUUGAAAAGCCUUGCAGCUUCAAGGCCUGGUUGAUUCCUACAUGGGGGAAUCCUUUGUUGGAUGGUGUUAGCUGGCCCUGAUUGUUUCAUGUCUGGAAUUCCCAUCCUCAGAGUGUUUUCAGAGAAUUGCAUUGGCUUUUCUAGCUGCUGUAUCACCCUGCUGACUCGUGUCUAGCUUAUGGACUCCUAGAUCGCUUUCAUACAUACUGUGUCACUAUGCUUCAUUAGCAUGGCCUUAUGAGAUAUGAGAUUGCAGGGCAUCUUUCAAUCCCUGUGCCCCUAUGGAACACAUCACCUAAAUGUAUAUGCACACUUACUUAGGACAUUUACACUUUUCCACCCCAUUUUAAUUUUGUCUUGCAAUGGUUUCCAAACUUAGACCCUCCAGGACAUCCCUACUCCGAAGUUUAGCUAAUAAUCAGGAAAUCUGGAGUUGUAGUCCAAAACAUCUGGAGGACCAGGUUUGAGAAGUACUGCUACAUUGCAUUGCCUUGUUAGAACAUUUGGUAGGGUCUCAUAAGAGGAGACCAUGGCCUUGAUUUAUUGAUCCCAAAUCCCAAAACACUGGCUUCCACCUCACUUAUUCAACACUGGUUCAUAAGCCUCUAGCUCCCCCUGCUGGCACCAAGGAUAUGACACAUAACUAUGUGUCAAACAGCCAUAAAGUUAGCUUUACUAUGUUCCUUGCUUCAGUUGUGCCCAUCUCCUCUAACUCUCCUCUUUAAUAAUUUUGUAUUUAUUAUCACAAUUUUGUAUUUAUUGAUGUUAUUAUAUAGAAAAGGACUGAAACCAUUGUGUGAUUAAAGAGCAAUUGUAUCUGAA